UUACACACAUAUAUACAUGUAUACGACGUUACAAAAAUAUUCACAUAUGUAUUUUUUGUGAUUGGAUAUUUGAGUACUAACUGUGAGAGAAGGGUGAGAAAGAGAGAGAAGAGAAGAAGAAGAAGAAGAAGAGAGAGAUGGGGAGAGGAAGAGUGGAGCUGAAGAGAAUUGAGAACAAGAUCAACAGGCAAGUGACCUUCGCUAAACGCAGGAACGGACUAUUGAAGAAAGCUUAUGAACUUUCCGUUCUUUGCGAUGCGGAGGUUGCUCUCAUCAUCUUCUCCAAUAGAGGAAAACUGUACGAGUUUUGCAGCAGUUCAAGCAUGCUGAAAACGCUAGAAAGGUACCAGAAAUGUAACUAUGGUGCGCCGGAAGCUAAUGUGUCUACACGGGAAGCCUUGGAGUUAAGCAGCCAACAGGAAUACUUGAAGCUGAAAGCACGUUAUGAAGCCCUACAACGCUCCCAGAGGAACCUUAUGGGGGAAGAUCUAGGCCCUCUAAACAGCAAAGAGCUGGAGUCACUUGAGAGGCAGCUAGAUUCAUCCUUGAAGCAAAUAAGAUCUACAAGGACCCAAUUCAUGCUGGAUCAGCUCUCUGAUCUUCAACGUAAGGAACACAUGCUAAGCGAGGCUAACAGGUCUCUCAGACAAAGGCAGCUGGAAGGGUACCAACUAAACUCACUGCAACUGAAUCCCGGUGUUGAAGACAUGGGAUAUGGCCGCCAUCCAGCUCAAACUCAUGGUGAUGCCUUCUAUCAUCCAAUAGAAUGUGAGCCGACCUUACAAAUUGGUUACCAGCCUGAUCCAGUGUCAGUGGUGACGGCAGGCCCGAGCAUGAAUAAUAAUUACAUGGCAGGAUGGCUGCCAUAGCGGCUGGGGAAGCUAUUGUGAUGUUUCCGGCGAAAGAUCAAUCCACUCCACGAGCAAAUUCACCGUUCCAUUUUAAUUUGAAGACAGGAAAAGGAAGAAACAAAAAUGAAGAAAUUUGCUUUGGCAUGUAAUGGACUUGUAGUAAGUGUCUAAUUUGUAGGAGCAACGUAACCAGUGUUGUUCUGUCUGUGUCUGUGUGCAUGUGUGCUUUUCAUAAAACUGCAGUUCUAGUUCUUCCCUUUAUUAUUAUGAUAGAAGAAUAAUAACAAUAAUUGCUUUCACCCAGUUAUGAUUGCUCUGAAUUUGACACCAAUGACCUGUAGGGGUUGUUAUUAUUAAUAAUUAUAAUUGUUAUUUUGAGA
Messenger RNA from Lotus japonicus, 1231 nucleotides. Its product is annotated as agamous-like MADS-box protein MADS4. Gene Ontology annotation, biological process: positive regulation of transcription by RNA polymerase II. NCBI's taxonomy places the organism in Eukaryota, Viridiplantae, Streptophyta, Magnoliopsida, Fabales, Fabaceae. The record is from RefSeq and is a predicted model, not a curated record. Bases 138 to 869 code for a protein of 243 amino acids. The transcript is spliced from 8 exons. Gene Ontology annotation, cellular component: nucleus. Gene Ontology annotation, molecular function: DNA-binding transcription factor activity, RNA polymerase II-specific; protein dimerization activity; RNA polymerase II cis-regulatory region sequence-specific DNA binding.